CUAUGCAAAAGAAAGUCUGCAGAAGAGUGUCUUAUCAAGUUGCUUAUCAACUCUCCCACCAUAUUUAACCGUAGCCAUCUUCUUUUGUCCCUCUCUCUCUAAAAUGGCUAUGCCUUCCUUCUCUAAUACUUCAACACACUUGUUCUCUCACUACAACUGCUCCUCUCUUCUACCAAACUACUCUGUCAGAACCCGCAACGCAGCUCUCUUCUUCUUCUCUUCCAAGCUCAACCAUUGCUCUGUCUCCACCCGUUUCCUUCAUUCUCCGCCCGCCGCCGUCUCCUCAGCCGAAAAUGGCGACGGCGGGUUCACGGGGAGUGGUGAUGGUGAUGGCAGCGGCGGCAGCGGUGGUGGAGGCGGUGACGAAGAGGAGGAAAGGGAUCGCAAUAGGAAAGAGGCCAUGCUGGUGCUGGCGGAGGCCAGCAGGUCACUGGACAGUUUUCCGGCGGACUUGGCGGCGGCAGUCAUGGAGGGGCGGGUGCCGGGUUCGAUCGUGCUGAGGUUCUUCGAGUUGGAGGAGUCAGUUGUGUUGCGGUGGUUGCUCAAAUUCGGAGGGUUCCGAGAAAGGUUGCUGGCAGAUGAAUUGUUCUUAGCAAAGCUUGUAAUGGAGUGUGUUGUUGUCAUUUUCACAAAGGUUGCUGCAGAAUUGGAGCGCCGUAAAGAAAAAUUCACCAAGGAGCUGGAUUUUGUUGUUGCUAAUGUGGUAACAAGCAUUGUAACAGGUUUUGUGCUUGUGUGGUUUCCUGCACCCACUGUUUCUCUCAAACCUCCUCUUACAGUGAGUGCUGGACCUAUUGCUAAAUUGUUCUAUGGAUGCCCUGAUAAUGCCUUUCAGAUGGCUUUGCCUGGAACAUCAUAUACACUUCUACAAAGAAUAGGUGCUAUAGUGCGUAAUGGCGCGAAGCUAUUUGUAGUUGGCACUGGUGCUUCAUUGGUUGGUAUAAGUAUAACAAAUGCAUUGAUCAAUGCACAGAAGGUUGUUCAUAAAACAUUUGCUCCUGAGGCUGAGAAUUUACCUUUAAUAUCGUCCAGUGUCGCAUAUGGAGUUUACAUGGUUGUAGUUAGCAACCUAAGGUACCAAGUACUUGCAGGAAUUAUUGAGCAGCGGAUUCUAGAACCAUUACUACAUCAAAACAAGCUUAUACUAACGGCAGCAUACUUUACUGUUAGAACUGCCAAUACUUACUGGGGAUCACUAUUGUGGGUGGAUUUUGCUCGAUGGGCUGGAGUCCAGAAGAUAAAGGAUUAAGCAUUUCUUAGCAUGAUAUGACCAGAUAUUAUGAUUUCAAUUGGUUAUAUUGAUUCAUUGAAAGAACAUCAAAUGCGGUGAUUAAAUUUGUUCCCCUAAUUUUGUUUAUCAUCCUCCCUUAUCUAAGAAAAAUUGUACAUUUGUCAAUAACAAAUGUUAGAAAAUAGUGACAGUCACCAUCUUGUCUAGUUGAGCACAACGUAUGGCAGUACAGAUGGACAACUACACAAGAUCCAUUUAUCACACAGAGUUUUAUACAACUGGCAGUUAUUUUCAAUUGUUUA
Molecule: messenger RNA, 1533 nt
Organism: Abrus precatorius (Indian licorice)
Lineage: Eukaryota; Viridiplantae; Streptophyta; Magnoliopsida; Fabales; Fabaceae
Product: protein RETICULATA-RELATED 4, chloroplastic-like
Exons: 8
Coding region: 104-1249 (381 amino acids)
Source: RefSeq, a predicted model, not a curated record